This is a messenger RNA of Musa acuminata subsp. malaccensis (wild Malaysian banana), 1367 nucleotides long. RefSeq names its product heavy metal-associated isoprenylated plant protein 35. The record is from RefSeq and is a predicted model, not a curated record. Gene Ontology annotation, molecular function: metal ion binding. Lineage: Eukaryota; Viridiplantae; Streptophyta; Magnoliopsida; Zingiberales; Musaceae.
GCAUCUUAAGCAUAACACUCUUUCAUUCUCUCACCUCGGUCUGUGUGACUGUAUCCGUUCCAACUCCACUUGCCCGUCUAUAUAUUUCUUUGCAGCAGCUUCUGCCAUCCCCCUUCCGAGUCUUACAUCCGCCAUCCUCAUCUCUACCCUCUAUCAAUCAAUCUUCACUUUUGUAGCAAAUACUGCCAUGGCAUCAGGAGAAGAGCCUUCAGAAUCUCUCAAAUACAAGACUUGGGUGUUAAAGGUCUCCAUCCACUGUGAAGGAUGCAAGAAGAAGGUGAAGAGAAUCCUCAGAAGCAUUCCAGGCGUUUAUGAUUCGGAGAUCGACGCAAGGCAGAACAAAGUCACAGUCAAGGCCAUUGUCGAUGCUGAAACUCUCAUCAAGAAGCUAUCCAAGUCGGGCAAGCAGGCUAAGCUGUGGCCGGAGAAGAAACCCAGCAACCAAGAUCCCAACACUGGCGACGACAGCAGUAAGAAGGAGAGCAAAGCCUCCUCUAAACCCAAAGAGCCAUCAGAGAACCCUGAGAAGAAGUCAAUCCCUUCUGAGACUAGCGCUGCUGUCACUGCUGCCGCCGCCGCCCCUGCCAAGGCUUCGGAUGCUAACAAAACCGAAGCUGGAGCCAAACCUCAAACAGAGCCUGCAAAAGCCGAUAGCAAACCCGAGGAGAGCAACACAGAAGAGCCCCAGAUUUCUGAUGCAAAGAAGGCUGACACUGCUACUCAGCAGCCUGAGAAGCCGGCCGCUACGGUUGACAGCACUGAGAAGAGUUCCGCCGUCAGUGAAGCGAGCAGCGAUAACGGUGGCGGUAAGAAGAAAGGCAACAAGUCACAGAAACGGAGCUCCGAGGACGUCGGAACGAAUUCAAAUCGCGGCAGUAUCAACCCACCACCACCACCACCACCGCAGCACACGUACUCCCACCCGACGUACCCCCCGCCUCCGGCGUACGUCAUGAGCUACAACAUGGCGCAACCCACCGUCAGCCAAGCCUACUACGCUUCCCCGAUGCCGCCGUCCUCGCAGGGGUACGUGUACAUGCCAUAUCCUCCGCCUCCGGAGUUCUACUACGGCUCCAUGGAACCUAGCUUGCCGGCACCGAUGCAGCCGCCGCAUGACAACGUGUUCAGCGACGAGAACCCGAAUGCAUGCAAUCUUAUGUGAUCGUCGCCGGCGGGUAGCCGGAAUCCGGAAGUCUUCAUAGCAUAUCCUUUCCUUGGUUUCGUCAUCCAUUAGGUGUUGGACGAAUGUGUCUGUAGAUGUACCCAAGUGCUUAACUGUAUGAACUUAUACUACUUGUAUGAGUCAAGUACUCUGUUCUGGUGGUGUUAAUUGAAUUGCAGUUCCAAUGUCUUCUUCUUCUUCUUCU